UACUUCCUCCUCUCCUCCUGGCUCCCCUCCAUGCCGGUGGCUUCAUGCGCAGCUGCCGCCUUCCUCCUCUUUGCUCGCCAUGCAGAACAACCACACCAAGGAGCACCUCUAUAAGAUCCUGGUGAUCGGCGACCUCGGAGUCGGCAAGACCAGCAUCAUCAAACGCUAUGUGCAUCACAACUUCAGCCCCAACUACAGAGCCACCAUCGGUGUGGACUUUGCUCUCAAGGUGCUCAACUGGGACCAGGAGACGGUGCGCCUCCAGCUCUGGGACAUAGCAGGUCAGGAGAGGUUUGGCAACAUGACCCGCGUCUACUACCGUGAAGCCAUGGGCGCCUUCAUCGUCUUCGACGUCACGAGGCCCGCUUCCUUCGAGGCCGUCACCAAGUGGAAGGAGGACUUGGAUUCCAAACUGACUCUUGCCAACGGGAAACAUAUAGCCACCGUGCUGCUGGCUAACAAAUGUGACCAGGGCCGCGACGUCCUCACCAAUAACGGAUUAAAGAUGGAGCAGUUCUGUCAGGACAAUGGCUUCGUGGGCUGGUUUGAGACGUCGGCAAAGGAAAACAUCAACAUCGACGAAGCCGCCAACUGCCUGGUCAAACACAUCAUCGCCAGUGAGAACGACAUGCUCCAGUCUGAGGUCUCCGACACCGUCACCCCACAGUUGGAGAAGGACAAAGGCGGGACAUGCGCGUCCUGCUUCAAGUCCCAGUGACCCGCUCUUGCAGGCCUUUUUUUUACGUCUCAUCAGGCAAAAGCAGUGGCUACUCUCCCCGUCUCAGAUUCUAAAGGGUUAACAAACAGCCGAGAACAUAAACAGAGAUGGACAUGGAGAUACAGAGGAGGGACGUUACCAUGGAGACCGGGUCACUGGCAUGCAAAAACCAAAGUUUAGCUUCCGCUGUUGCAUCAAACCAGCGUUAGAAUUUCUAAUAUUUCAGAUCCCACCCUGGCUCUGUUGAGCCACAUCUGUUCCAGCGAUUGCUGGUAGUAGUUACAUUAAAUUUUAAUACAAUUACUUUCCCCAGAUUAAUGAAUAAUAUGCUGAAGUAACAGGAAGUAAAGAAACCUGAGCCUUAGUUUAAACAUGAACACGUGGCAUUAGACAAUGUUAGUUGCCUAAAUUUGAAGAUAUCUUGUGUGAAAGUGUGACAAACUUGUCCUCCACAACCCUUCUUUUGCUUCCACCUUAUAGAUGACGAAGCCCAAAGAGCCUUUUUAUUUAUGUAUUUAUGCGCCAUGACGGUGGUUCAUGCUGGACUGUGUGUUCGCUGCUGCUUUGUGUCAAGUGUCCCUGACUUACCUCCGCACACCGCAGUGUCUGUCCACGUCUCAAUCCGGAACAAAAGUGAGAAGCCACAGAGCGGCAACACUCUCACUCAGUGGUCUCACACUUGAAUAUAAGGUUUUCUUUUUCAGUCUGCAGCUCUUUCCUUCCUGCUGCGGUGUGAACUGCACUUCAUGCUCACAGACUGGACGAGUGUCCCUCACAAGAGUGAUGAAAGCUGACUUAUUUUUGCUCAAAAAAAAAGAAAGAAAAAAAGAUCAGCCUCCUGCAGCGUCCUGCUGAAUAAUGGUCUGAUCCAGAUCCUCUGCUCUGAAGGUCUCUCUGGAGGUUUUGUUUCAUAUGUACAGAUGCACAUACUAAUUAUUUGCAUAUAAAUGUUCUUGAAUAAAUGUCUAACUGAAUGUGACAAUUCCAUUUGAGGAGAGGAAGAAUCAAACCCUGCUAAUGUUUUAAGAAAGCUAACGCUGUACGGCACACACCGUGAAAACAUCUUCCAGCAAUGAUGUAUCCUGUUUCCACUGUGUUGACAUCAAU
Synchiropus splendidus (mandarinfish) is the source of this 1825-nucleotide messenger RNA. It is a transcript of the gene rab38a, whose product is annotated as RAB38a, member RAS oncogene family. The transcript has 3 exons. Bases 80 to 718 code for a protein of 212 amino acids. The record is from RefSeq and is a predicted model, not a curated record. Lineage: Eukaryota; Metazoa; Chordata; Actinopteri; Syngnathiformes; Callionymidae. Gene Ontology annotation, biological process: phagosome-lysosome fusion; endosome to lysosome transport. Gene Ontology annotation, cellular component: lysosome; Golgi apparatus; phagocytic vesicle. Gene Ontology annotation, molecular function: GTPase activity; GTP binding.